UCUGAUCUCCAGAGCUGUAAAUCAGGAAUUGGGGUGUUCUCAGCCUCUAAGUCUGUCGCAGUUGCUAACAGCAGCAACAGAAAACUACUGAAUGUUCAGUUCAUGUAAAAGCUCACUGGCUUCAUCCAUUCACACACUCGCUCAGCUACUGAAAACUUCCCAAGGGCAAAGCAGGGUGUUGGGGCCUUCUCAGAACAGGGUAGGCACAGAGGUGAGGUUUGUGCCUGGUGCCCAUGAGUGUAGACAAGGGACUGCAGAGAGAUGGGAAGAAAUGAUACCCAGAGAGGAACAAAAGAUGAGGGACUUUUCAGCCCGCUUUGGCCAAAGAUAGUAUCGCAGAUCCUGCUAUUCUCUUCGCUCUACAAAUUGCUGUAUUUUAUGGCCCAGAUUCGGGUAAGAGUCGAUUCAUCGCUUUUCUGCUAUCCCAGAAAAAUGGGCACUGCUUCUAUGCUUCCUUGCAUCCUGAGUUGGAUUUCCGGCUGCUUCCUCCGUUAAAAUCAAGCAGAGCGUUAGCAAGUCUCAGCCAAAGCGUAGACUUCAACCGGCCACAAGAGUGUGCCUGUGAGGUGACUGCAGGUUUUUUUCCCCCUGCCAAACCAGAAUUAGCCGGUAUAGGAACCAACGAGUGUGGAGAUUUGAAAUUGCACGGAUUGGAAGGAAGCUCGGGUGAGCCUCGGACACCUCGGAACGCACCUUUUUAAAGGCGCCCGGACGGGAGCAUCGAGCUUUAGGGUCCACCUGGCCGUGCAGCGAGCGGCGGACCAGCCCGGGAGCCCGCGCCGCGCACGGAGUUGGGCGCAGAGCCGAGCCCGGACCCCGCGUCUGCAGGAUGAUCGGCGACCUCGCGGCGCAGCUCGAAGCCCAGCCGCCCCGGGGGCUCCGAGCCGAGCAGCAAGUUCGGCAGUCGGGGCCGGGAGCCGAGUGAGGCCCGAGCCCGGCGGGCUGCAGGCGAUAACGUGCUUUGGACAACAGAAGAAACAGAAGGAUUGUCACACGUGCCCAUUUUCGGACCCCCCUCUAGAGUUCACACUUUAGCCUGGCCUUCUUUCCGGUCUUCACAGAGCCUCGCAGUUCUGUGGUUACUUGGCCCUGGGCCAGUGCUUGAGGCUAAUGCUCCACCCCACACUGGCUGCAGCCCAGCCCGAAGGCAACAGUGUUUCCCGUACUAGACUCUCCUCACAGAGCUUGGCGGUGAUUGGCUGAUUAACAGAAAAUCUUGGAAAAUGUACACGAGUCACGAAGAGAUUGGGUACGAUUUUGAAGAUCACCCCAAGGAGAAGAAGACCCUCAAGCCCCACCGGGACAUCGACGGCGGGUGGGCUUGGAUGGUGGUCCUCUCGUCCUUCUUCGUGCACAUCCUCAUCAUGGGCUCCCAGAUGGCCCUGGGUGUCCUCAACGUGGAGUGGCUGGAGGAAUUCCACCAGAGCCGUGGCCUCACCGCCUGGGUGAGCUCGCUGAGCAUGGGCCUCACCCUGAUCGUGGGACCUUUCAUCGGCUUGUUCAUUAACACCUGUGGGUGCCGCUGGACCACCAUCGUGGGAGGACUGCUGAACUCGCUGGGCUGGGUGCUGAGUGCCUAUGCUGCCAAUGUGCACUGUCUCUUUUUCACUUUCGGAGUGGCAGCUGGCCUUGGCAGUGGCAUGGCCUACCUGCCUGCAGUGGUCAUGGUGGGAAGGUAUUUCCAAAAGAGACGAGCACUGGCCCAGGGACUCAGCACCACGGGGACAGGGUUCGGAACGUUCCUGAUGACUGCGUUGCUCAAGUACCUGUGCGCAGAGUAUGGCUGGCGCAAUGCCAUGUUCAUCCAUGGCGCCGUAUCCUUGAACCUGUGUGUGUGCGGGGCACUCAUGAGGCCCCUCUCUCCCAGGAAAGAUGGAGAUCACUCAGCAGGGGAAGACCCCCGAGUAAUCCCAGCUCCCUCCAUGGAAUCUGUCAAGUCAAGUGAACAACUGGGCAGUGCAGAGGAGAAAGACAGCGUGCCCAGGGACGAGGGGAACCUCUGCAACCUUCAAGACCAGGAGUGCCGAGGUCAGGCCCGGCCCACAGAGAACAUGUGCGCCCUCCGAGUUCUGAAGAGCGUGAGCCAGAUCACCCUGCUGGUCCGGAAGGGUUUCCGGGACUGGUACUCAGGCUAUUUUGGGACAGCCUCCCUCUUUACUAAUCGGAUGUUUGUAGCCUUUAUUUUCUGGGCUUUGUUUGCCUACAGCAGCUUUGUCAUCCCUUUCAUCCACCUCCCAGAAAUAGUCAAUUUGUAUAACUUAACGGAGCAAAAUGAUGUUUUCCCCCUGACUUCAAUUAUAGCAAUACUCCAUAUCUUUGGGAAAGUGAGCUUGGGCUUUGUGGCCGACCUGCCCUGCAUCAGCGUCUGGAAUGUCUUCCUCAUAGCCAACUUCACUCUGGUCCUCAGCAUUUUUAUUCUGCCUUUGAUGCAUACCUACACUGGCCUGGCCAUCGUCUGUGCGCUGAUCGGGUUCUCCAGUGGGUAUUUCUCCCUGAUGCCCGUGGUGACGGAGGACCUGGUCGGCAUUGAACACCUGGCCAAUGCCUAUGGGAUCAUCAUCUGCGCUAACGGUGUCUCUGCCUUGCUGGGCCCGCCCUUUGCAGGGUGGAUCUACGACAUCACACAGAAGUAUGAUUUUUCCUUCUACAUCUGUGGCUUGCUCUACAUGGUAGGGAUCUUCUCCUUACUCAUCCAGCCCUGUGUCCAGAUGAUAGAUCAAGCCAGGAGAGGACGUGCAGACAGCACACACGUCUAGUGCCACGUGGGGCCCUGUGGACGGCCUUGUGGCACUCCUGCCUACCUCCCAUGGCUGCUGUGAGGAGCCACUGAUGAAGGGCAGCAUCCCUCAGAAAGGCCACUGUCCCUGCUUCAUUUGGAAGCAGCACUACCUCUUGGUCUGGGGAGAGGCAGUGCUAGAAGGUUUUAAAAACUAGUUUUCAGAGACAACAGUGUUUACAGCCUUUAAAACAAUUGGUAGAAAUGCCCUCAAAACUACUCUCUCUCACCAGGCUCAGUGAUGCACUCCUAUAAUCUCAGUACUCAGGAGGCUGAGGCAGGAGGAUCACUGCAAGUAGCCAGCCUGGGCUACAAAGUUAGUUCAAGGCAAGCCUGAGCUAUGUGGUUAAACCCUGAUUAAACAACAACAGCAAAACCUACUCUCUCUCAUCAUCCACUGGGAUUAGGGCUUUAACUACAAACAUAGACAGGGAAUAAAAGCUUUUCAACUCAACUACUUCUUUGUAAAGUAUCUGCAUGCUUUCAGAAAGCAUACAGAUAAAUGGGUUUCAAGCACAAGACUGUGACUGGAUUUCAGAAAUAACUAUUACAAGGACUUCUUGAUCUACCUGUAUAAUACAAAGGCAGGCUCCAAUUCCAAACGCAAUACAAUUUGGUACAAUUAAAGAAACACAGUUUAUAUUUUUAUGAAAGAAUCCUGCAGGAGGAUUUAUCGAUCUUCCUCUAUCAGAUGGUGUAUGGCAUCAAUUCUAACUCAAUUAUACAGUAAUAAAAGAUGAAUCCAGUAAUAAACUGAAUCUUCAGAUAAAACUUUAACAAGUAAAUACUAUUAAUAAUUUCCUUAACAGAAGCUGUAUUUGUAUACACAUCCGUUGAAUCAAGGGCUAUGAUUCAGGCAUUUUUAUUCAUAUCAUUGGCCUCUGUCUUAGAGUAUUAGUGUGAUCUGAGAGGCCUUGAACAAUAUUUUCCAAGUUUCACCUGCCCAAUAAAUAGAUUGUAGAACUAAUUGCUGGUGAUAUGUAAAGUGAGUAGUUAAAUCUCUUGAAAGGCAUGUUGCUCAUCUGAAUCAUGAGACUGUCCGAGAGUGAGGAUAAUAAGUAGAUGCUCCUGCUCUAGAUGACAGUGCCCCAGGCCUUGGGGUAGUGGUGACAAAUAGCUUGUUUCCAAUGUCUCUGUUGUUGCCUGGAUCAUUCACUUGCUGGAGCUCAGCACAGUUCUAAAAAUACUUCUCUUCAUUGACUUCUUACAUGAGAUGACUGUGAUCCACGUCGUCAAAUACCCUCCUUUAUCUGAGAUGUCUAUUUUUCUAAGCCAAACACUUUUCAGACUGCAGAAUGUUCUUCGCAGAAUCAUUUUGAAAUUUCUAGCUGCCUUACUUGUUUACAUGUUAUGUUAAAACUAUUUAAAUGUCUUCUUAUAGGGCUGGAGGUGUAGCUUGGGGGGCGAGCACUUGCUUAGCAGGUACAAGGCCCUGGGUUUCAUCUGCAGCACCGCAAAACAUAAAUAAAUUUCUACUUAGGAUUUGCUCUUCCACAAAAUAAAACCUUUGGGCUGGGGAUUUAGCUCAGUGGUGCCACCACCUGCCUUGCAAGCGUAAGGUCCUGAGUUCGAUCCCCAGUACCAAAAAAAAAAAAAAAAAUCCUUUAAUGUCACAGUAGUGUGUGGGGUUAAACUCGUCUAAAAUGAAUGUAUUUGUCACCACUCAGUUAUCUUUGGCAGUUAGAAUAGGAAUGCUACUAGGAACUGGGACCACAGAAUGUUACCCCACACCUAAUGUUAGCCAGCAGCUUCAGUUGGAUUCUGGCAAGCCCUUCUGAGCUGUUUACAAGUGAUUAAGCAGACAAGUCUCCUUUUGCGCAUCUCCAUUAUUUACCCCCCUCUGAGGUCUAGUGGGAGGAUGUGUAAUGAAAGGACCAAAAUAACAAUAAUAAAAGGCAGCUAAUGGGAAGGAAAAACAAAAGCCUGGCUAAUAUACACACCAUUACCUCCAAUGACUUGAGAAUUGCCUGUAAACUACUGUAGAUAAUAAAUCGCAUGUCAUAUGCUAUCUGGUUUAACACAACAACCUAUUUGUUAUCAUUACAAUUUUGACUACUAUUAAAGAAGCCAGCUCUCUGUUUUGAUAAAAGUAAUCUUAAAAGCUGAGGCAAUGCUAUGUGUAUUUACUGAAACAUUGGGGGGAUUAGAUUGAAAGACAUAUUGUGUGUUUUAAAACUUCACUACUUUCAUUUUCUGACAACACCAACUUAACAGGAGGCAGUGUUAAAUAUUUUGAAUGGUGCUAUUGUGUUCGGAUGCUCACACUGGCAGGUAUGCAUCAUAACUGACCCAGCUUUAAUUACAUCCAAGUCAGACCUGCUCACGGUCACUUUGUACAGUUCAGUGACUUACUGUAUUUAUGGAAGUGGUGACUCCUACCGAAUCAGUAGAAGUUCCCUUUUUACAAAAAUAGAGUAAGACCUGCUUGCAAUAUUCAUGUUGACAUCAGAAUAAUGCGAAGAAUUACAGCAAGUAUUUCCUGUUUGUUAUUAUACAGUUCUUUGAAGAUAUCAUAAAGGUUUAAUUGUAUAUUUAUAUCAUGUGCUUUAUGGUUUUCUCCUCAUAUUCCCAAGUGAUUUUUUUAUUUACAUAUAUCUAAAUAAAGUUUGUCCUCUUUAAAGGUGA
This is a messenger RNA of Heterocephalus glaber (naked mole-rat), 5401 nucleotides long. It is a transcript of the gene Slc16a14, whose product is annotated as solute carrier family 16 member 14. The record is from RefSeq and is a predicted model, not a curated record. Lineage: Eukaryota; Metazoa; Chordata; Mammalia; Rodentia; Bathyergidae. Gene Ontology annotation, biological process: transmembrane transport; monocarboxylic acid transport. Gene Ontology annotation, molecular function: monocarboxylic acid transmembrane transporter activity.